UCGGAGGGACGAGUGUAAACUACUGAUUUGCAAGUGGCAAAUACUUCAGUCGUGCAGCGUUUCAUGAAUAAUUUUUCAUAGGUCUUCAUUUGUAGACUAUCAAUUUACUCCAUUUAUAAUGUUUGUACAUGAUUUCGGUUGAAUGUUUCACUUGGUUAGGGGAAAAACUAUGCCAACUUUUUCCUAGAAAAGAGAGUCAACCUUCCCGUUAGGCCGCUUCCAUUCAUUAUUAAUACCUGAAUGAUUCUACUCCAGGGCCGACAGCUGAUUCGGUACCAGCUUCUAACGAAAUCUGAAUUGCGUCAUUUUGUUUUGGAAUGACCAUCACACACGUGUUAAGUAAGGACCCAAACGAAGGUGAACUGGGGCUUUCCGAUCAUUCCAGUCAUGAUGACACAGUAACGCAUUAUCGAACCCAAAUGUGCAAUGGCGACCAUAAAUCCACAGCAGUCCAGGAAGCUGAUCCCCCGUCCGGAGCCGCAUGGCCGCCUCAAACUCUUCUUGAAGAUGACCUCGUAGCGUCAGACGGGGUCUCUUCUAAAAAAGAGCCUAGGGAAACAACUGCCUUAUUUUCGGGUGAAGCCAAAGCGAGACAAGACAAGGAUUUUGUCGCUUCCGCUUCACCUCUGAAGUCGUGUGGAACAUUAGAACCAGAUGCAGCUGAUGCCGGACCUUUGGAGUCCCUUACACAGGAUAUUCAAGAUUAUUUCCCAGUGUCAUACUCGCCCAAAGGAAAAUCGUCAAGCGAAUCUGUCGAGCCUGUCUUAACGUCAGAUAUUUCAUCUGAAACUUUGCCAAUAGGUGAACUAGAGGAAGAUGGAAAACGAGAAUUGGCCAACGGUGACGUAACGUGCGAAGGAAUUGACAGGUUAUUCGUUCAUGGGACGAAUUACGAUAACCAUUCUAAAGACGUGAAACAAUUCGACGAGUCUGACGUACGGAAGAGAAGUACUGCGUUCAAUGGACGCCGUACUUCAAUGGACGCCGUACUACCUAGAAGUGCGGCGUUCAAUGGGCUCUGUAACCUUGGACAAACGUCCUCUACUGAGCAAGAGGUAAUGCUUAUUAGGGAGUUUGAUAACGUAAAAAAAAUUCCCACGGAGAAGCAGAACGGAUUUAUACCUAGUGGGCUGGACGCUGGGCUGGGCGGUGGGCUGAAGUCCGUGAAGUUGGACCUCAAAUUAAAUAAACCCACUCGAAGCAGCCCACUGCAACAACAGCGUAGAGCGGUUGCAUUUGAAAAUCAAUACAAGGCGUGGUCUUCUCAUCACAGGCCUUACGUGAAGGAAGUUCUGCACGAUGUAAUAUCACUGGAAAUUACGGUCUUCAUCCUCGGUUGGUCUUUGAAUCUGAUAACGUACUUCGUUCCAACCUUUAUCUUCAGCCACAUCUUGGUCUCGUUUUUGAGCAAGCUCCGUGUGCCGAUGCUGCACGAGGAAGGAUUCGUGUUGAGGAAACUGAACCUGAUGACCCUCUUCACCUACAUUACGUUGACCACCCUCGGCGGCACUCUGGCGGCCAACGCCUUGAACGACAGCGGCAAUUUCUUCAUAGCUGAGAAUGUUACCAUGAUGCUGCCUGUCUAUAAUGAAAUAGACCUCCCUCUAGAUGCAUGUGAAGCAAGAUGUGCUAGCCUAGACUCCUGCGUCAUGUACGAGUAUAAGCAGCGAGUAUCCAAUCCCUGUCGGCUCCACACGCACACCCACGAGCAAUUGGACUUGUCUCUUCUGCAUCGCAUGGGCAGCAUCUUGGGUGUCAAGAAAAUAGUGCAAAAUAGCAAUUUUGAGUCUGACGGGAAGUUGUACUACCUGACGGAGUUGGUGGACAUUGGUGCAGGAUGCAAGUCUUGCCACAAGCACUGCACUGGAUACUUCCACAUCGCCAACCUCGACUCCCAGUCAGAAGUGCUCAGGGAGAUAGCGAAGCGCGGAGACGCACUUUACCACCCGAUACUUUACGAAAACGGCCGAUCCGUCCCGUUUCGCUGGCGCCUACCUCAGUCUGACAGCUACUUUGAGAACCCCGUCGACUACGCACCGAAUCCUUCACGCUACCAAACCUUCAUUUAUGAAGAAUACGCGAACAUGUCGUCGAAAAGCUACGCUAAAAUUCUGUGCCAGGCCAGCCCGUUAACAUCGACGCAAGUGACCACCGCGAAAUUUUCUCAAAGCUACAGAGAAAUGUUAUGGGAUUCUCUACAAACAUUGGCAUUCUACAUGCCUCUGAGCUGGAGCAUCGGGACAAUCGUCAACGAACUCAAGCUUACGCUGACAAUCGUGCUUAGAAGUCAUGUCGGUAUCUUCCGAUCCCACGUUAACAAUUUCACCGAAGAUCUCUACCACGAAUUUCCGUUCGGACUUUCACAGACUGGCGAAUUUUUCGGAUCUGAAUCAGCCUAAUGGGGAUGUUGAGGAAUUUUGCAUGUUUUAUAUUGUUUCUCAGAAUAAAUUGUCCUUAAUGAAAA
Hyalella azteca is the source of this 2464-nucleotide messenger RNA. RefSeq lists its product as uncharacterized. Lineage: Eukaryota; Metazoa; Arthropoda; Malacostraca; Amphipoda; Hyalellidae. The transcript has 5 exons. The record is from RefSeq and is a predicted model, not a curated record. Bases 318 to 2399 code for a protein of 693 amino acids.